This is a messenger RNA of Nyctereutes procyonoides (raccoon dog), 533 nucleotides long. It is a transcript of the gene SEC61G, whose product is annotated as SEC61 translocon subunit gamma. The transcript has 4 exons. Gene Ontology annotation, molecular function: transmembrane protein transporter activity. The record is from RefSeq and is a predicted model, not a curated record. Bases 145 to 351 code for a protein of 68 amino acids. Lineage: Eukaryota; Metazoa; Chordata; Mammalia; Carnivora; Canidae. Gene Ontology annotation, cellular component: Ssh1 translocon complex; membrane. Gene Ontology annotation, biological process: post-translational protein targeting to membrane, translocation; protein targeting.
GCACUGGAUUGGAAGGACAAAGCUGAGCGAAAUAUUAGGAAACCAGGUUGGGCAGCCCGGUGGCCCAGGGCGUGACCCCGGGGCGUCGGGAACGAGCCCCGCGACGGGCUCCCGACGUGGAGCCUGCUCCUCCGCCUGGGCAUCAUGGAUCAGGUAAUGCAGUUCGUUGAGCCAAGCCGGCAGUUUGUGAAGGACUCCAUUCGGCUGGUUAAAAGAUGCACUAAACCUGAUCGAAAAGAAUUCCAGAAGAUUGCCAUGGCAACAGCAAUAGGAUUUGCUAUAAUGGGAUUCAUUGGCUUUUUUGUGAAAUUGAUCCAUAUCCCUAUUAAUAACAUCAUUGUUGGAGGCUGAAUACCUUUUUAAAAGAGUCUUUCAUCUUGGGGAUUGGUGAAUAAUUGAUACGAGAAGCUCAUGAAGUAAAAAUGUGCCUAACAUGUUUUGUGUUUUUCUUUGAUGUUUUUUUUUGUCUUCCAAGAUGUUUUGUAUUUGUAAAUUAAAAUAAUUUCAAAAUAAACUUACUUUUUUCCAUCAUA